UUCACUCGGGGUUUCCUUCGCAUUCCAUUGCGAUUUGGAGGAAGGGGAUCUCAAGCCCGUCUCCUCCCUACAGCGAAAUCCCUCCCUCAUUCAGAUCCCCAUUUUCCCACUCCCGAUCUCCUUCUUCCUUUUGAACGGUGGUAGAAGACUCCCCUCCGGGUAGACCCUACUGUGGCUUCAGUCUUCUUGUUGUCGUCGAGGUCUUGGAUUAUAGAUUCUUGAUAUGGCUGGUACGGCAUGCUUCAUUAUCGUCAGUAGACAUGAUAUUCCAAUUUACGAAGCUGAAGUUGGCUCCGCAGCAAAAAAAGAAGAAGCUUCUCAGCAGCAUCAGUUCAUUCUACAUGCAGCUUUGGAUAUUGUAGAAGACCUUGCAUGGACCACAAAUGCUAUGUUCUUGAAGGCAGUGGAUAAGUUCAAUGAUCUUGUGGUGUCUGUAUACGUUACAGCUGGUCACACUAGAUUUAUGUUAUUACAUGAUUCUCGUAAUGAGGAUGGAAUAAAGAGCUUCUUCCAAGAGGUCCAGGAGCUAUACAUAAAGAUCCUGUUGAAUCCACUUUACCUUCCUGGUUCGCGCAUUGCAUCAUCACACUUCGACACCAAAGUUCGAGCCCUUGCAAGAAAGUAUCUGUGAUCAUGGUAGAAUUCCUCAUCGGCAAACGUUGACCCCUCAAAUACAGGCUAGAGAUUGUGUGAUCUGGCCUAAUUCCUUCUUUCCCUUUGCUAGUAGAGUACAUGGUAGACAUACCAUUUUAUUUUAAUGAUGCAUUUGUUACACACUGAACUGAACGAUACAUAUUGUACCUGAAACAGCUCUUCUAAUGUUGAUCAGUUGAUGUUUAAGCA
This is a messenger RNA of Zingiber officinale, 843 nucleotides long. Its product is annotated as trafficking protein particle complex subunit 2-like. The record is from RefSeq and is a predicted model, not a curated record. NCBI's taxonomy places the organism in Eukaryota, Viridiplantae, Streptophyta, Magnoliopsida, Zingiberales, Zingiberaceae. Bases 224 to 631 code for a protein of 135 amino acids. Gene Ontology annotation, cellular component: TRAPP complex; cytoplasm; nucleus. The transcript is spliced from 6 exons. Gene Ontology annotation, biological process: endoplasmic reticulum to Golgi vesicle-mediated transport.